Molecule: messenger RNA, 2777 nt
Organism: Saccostrea echinata
Lineage: Eukaryota; Metazoa; Mollusca; Bivalvia; Ostreida; Ostreidae
Product: G-protein coupled receptor dmsr-1-like
Exons: 4
Coding region: 1047-2213 (388 amino acids)
Biological process (GO): G protein-coupled receptor signaling pathway
Cellular component (GO): membrane
Molecular function (GO): G protein-coupled peptide receptor activity
Source: RefSeq, a predicted model, not a curated record
UUUAACCUGGGAAACAACAAGUAUACAAAUUUUUGCAAAAAACCCGCUGCAAUUCAGUAUUUAUUUGGUCUCUUUGCAUGCUCCAAUAGGAGAAAUUGAUCUUGGUUUAUCGCUGGGGUUUUGCAGGGAUAUAUCCAAUAGCUAUCUCACAGUGGACUAUUUAUUGGACAGACACUGGGAUAGACUUCAUUUCUUACAGGUUGAGUUGUAACUUGAGGUAAAUAAUAGAAAAUUUGAGAGGAGAGGAAGCUUUCUAUGCUGUGAUUGGCUGGUUCACAACCAUGUGAUUACCUCAUUCUGAGAGAAAGCCGAGCAAGAUUAGUAGAGGAAAUUGACGUGAAACCUGACCUUUCCUGGUAGCCAAUUCCCUAGUAUACAAAUUAUGACCAACAAACCCUGCAGAAGAAUUCCCUGACUCCCUAUCACAUUUCGGAAUAAUUUCCGCCUUCCAUCAUACCCCUGGUAACUGUGACAUGUUCUAGGUGCUCAGCCAAAUCAUUACAAACACUCAGUAUUGUUGAGACUUGCAUAGUCCAUCAAAAAUUGGCCCCCUGAAGUGCAACAAAGAAAAAAGAAAACGAAAAAAAAAACCCAGCUUCUUGUGAUAAUUACUAGCCCUUUUAUGACCUUUUAUUGAACUGAAGACAAUUGAUCAUCAUCAAAGAAUUAUUUGUAGAAGGAAACGGUGAAAAAGAAAUUACUGCAUUUGGAAACUGAACAGUUUGUCUUGAAUUUACAACUGGAGUGUGAAGUGUCUGUAAUCUGGAAUCAACAACUGACGAAUUUGUUUUCUGGCUCCACUAACUACAUAGUUACCAUUUAUAUUAACAAUUUUAAUUAACACCUGUGACAUAAUAAUAAGAAGGGUAUUUCUUAGAAAACACCCAGAAGAUUAACAUAAUAACCAUUACAAAGACCAGACAGGAAAAAUCAUUUACACCAGCUAGAAUAACGACUAGCUGCCGUAUCAGUGGAGGAAUUCGUCUUACUUAAAAGUGUGUUUGAUGGUAAAAUUAAUGUCCACUUAACUACGCUUUUGGAAGGGAAUGCUACAUGACAUAAUGAAUACGUCAGAUCUUGUGACACUGGGGUUAUCAACCCCUUCUACAACAACAGAAAUCACCAACAUCUUGCAGUUCAAUCGAAACUACAUGAAAUACCAUGGUUACAUCAGUUCCGUCAUAUGUCUUUUUGGAGUCAUGUCUAAUAUCGUCAACAUCAUCGUCUUGACCCGACGACAUAUGGUGACACCCACAAACUGUAUCCUUACGGCGCUGGCAAUUACAGACAUGGCAACAAUGUCAAUUUACUUUGUGUAUGCAGUGUAUUUCUACAUUAUAACUCAGCCUCUUGACAGUUACGAACACAGCAAAGGAUGGAUGUAUUUUGUUGUUGUCAACAAUUUGGCAGUUAUUACGUUUCACAAUAUGGCUAUGUGGUUGACUGUCUCUUUGGCAGUUUUCAGGUACAUCUUUGUUUGUCACCAUGUGGUGGCUAACCAGUGGUGUAGCCUGGAUAGAGCCAAAUUAACCAUCUUCAUCAUUGUGGUAGUGUCCAUUCUGGUCUGUGUCCCAAAUUACUUCCUGUAUCAAGUUAAAGAUCUCAAAGAUUUUUAUACAGAGGACAGCAACAGAACAAACAAUGCUACCGCAAACUGGAGGGGGUACUGGAUAGAAAAGAGUGAAUUCAUCCAGAAAAAUCCACUGUAUCAGCCAAUCACGUUCUGGAUCUAUGGUGUGAUUAUCAAAAUAGCCCCAUGUAUCUUACUGACGAUUUUAAGUACAUUGAUAAUCAUGACCAUGCAUCAGGCAAGCAUACGCCGUAAACGUCUGCUGUCUCAGUCCAACAGCCGACACAACGAGGAAAUGUCAGCGGAACACAACCGCACGACUAUGAUGCUGGUGAUGGUGGUCCUGUUUUUUGUGGUGACCGAAUUCCCUCAGGGAAUUCUGGCGGGAAUAAGUGGCCUCAACGAUACGUUCUUUAACCAGGUGUACUCCAACCUUGGGGAUGUGAUGGACCUUCUAGUCCUCAUCAACAGUGCCAUAAACUUCCUGUUGUAUUGUAUUAUGAGUCAGCAGUUUAGGGACACAUUUAAGAACUUGUUUUUGUGUUCUUUUGUUAGAAACUUUAACAACGGAAAUAUUACAUUAAAGAAUGGGAUUCAUAAUAAUCACUAUAGCUCAGUCAAGACAGAAGUGACUCAAGUUUAAUAUGUAAUAGAAAAUAUCUAAACUAAAGCUUUUGUGGUAACAAAGGUCCUUCAUUACAUAAAAAUGGAAAGAGUCUGUUUUUGACAGACUUCUAUUUCCAAAUAAAAUUGUACAGCUUUAGGUAUUCUCAUCAAAUCAAAAAAAGGGUUUUUUUUUCUUUGCUGGAAUUUGUCAAAAUAAUUGUUUGGUUAUCAAACAAGAUUCAACAUGUCAAAAGCUUAAGUUAUUAAACAUCAUCAUUGCACUUUUAACACUGGCUCAGUUUACUAGCUUUGCUCUGUAGCUAUGGCAACUGAUGAAAGUUACACAGGUUAUCAUGGUAAUUACACAAAUUGUUUCCUAGGACUGUACGUCUUUUAAAUCAAUUUCUUUUGGUGUAAUUAUCAUUGUAACAUUUAUUCUGAAGCUGAAAUUCGGGUCCCAAAUGUGUGUAACUUUCCUCCUGUACAUUGCCAUUGGGUAUCAUUACAUUAUUAUAUUUACUUUGUGUGUUUAUUCAUAUAUCUACCACUGUAUAGUAUUAUCAACAUUAAUUGUUAUUUUAUGUAUGUGAAUUCAUUUAAA